AUGGCACACCCCAACCCCAGUGCCGAAGAGAUUGAACGGGCAUCCCAGCUUCUCAAUGCCCAAGACAAAGCCAUUGCCCUCUUCGAAGAAAUCGAAAGCACCCUCAUCCGACCCGGAAUCACAGAAAAGACCCUCAAUGAAGAAAUCUACCAACUGGGUCUAGAUCGCUAUGGAAUCAAAACACACUGGCACAAACGGGUCAUCCGCAGUGGGCCAAACACAUUAAGCCCGUUCGCCGAGAACCCUCCAGACCGAGUAAUCCAAGACGACGACAUUCUCGUCGUGGAUCUGGGUCCAGUUUUCGAGGCCUGGGAAGCUGACUUUGGUCGUACAUUUGUUCUUGGAAAUGACCCCCAUAAGCUCAAGCUACGGGAUGCCCUGGAGCCUAUCUGGGACAUUGUGAAGGCGCGCUUCCGCGAAAACCCUGAUAUGUCGGGCGAAGAACUGUAUGAUAUCGCCUGUGAGAUUGCGAAGCAGGAGGGUUUCGAUUUCGGGGCUGAUAUCGCGGGACACAUUGUUGGGUCGUUUCCUCAUGAGCGCAUCCCGCGGGAUAGGAUCGCUCUGUACAUUACCAAGGGCAAUGGUGAUUCAAUGGGGUUAGCGGGUCGUGAUGGAUUCAGGCGUCACUGGAUUUUAGAGAUUCAUCUUCAUGAUCGGGAACGAGGCUUUGGUGGGUUCUUUGAGAAGCUUCUGACUAUUGAUUGA
This is a messenger RNA of Penicillium brevicompactum, 705 nucleotides long. RefSeq names its product M24 family metallopeptidase. The record is from RefSeq and is a predicted model, not a curated record. The transcript has a single exon. Bases 1 to 705 code for a protein of 234 amino acids. NCBI's taxonomy places the organism in Eukaryota, Fungi, Ascomycota, Eurotiomycetes, Eurotiales, Aspergillaceae.